AUGCCGAAUCUAUUUCUCAACACUCUCACAUUAAUUCGAGAAAUAACGAGAGCAAAUAUGCUGAUUACCAUUUUAUCGACUAGUUGGAAACCGUCUAUUCCACCAAAUUUCAUUAUUAAUCAAACUGUCCGUCUUGAACCAAUGAUUUAUGGCAAUUGUAGCUGUUCAAUCUCAUCAAAGUGUGUCUAUGCAUCCCGUGGAAUGUUAACUGGUUGUUAUCCGCUUGAAACCAUUCUACAAUCAACACUUGCUUGUUUUUAUAAUCAACAAUGUAUUGAUCCAAGCAACAAGUUCGGUGCAAUGAAUCUUUCACUUUCGACACCAACUCGUUUUUCUCUUGAUUCAACAAUCGAAUCAGUUGUAAAUCAAUUAAUGAUUGAAGAAUUCUACAGUAACGCUUCGUAUGACUCAUAUUUCAAUCAAUGCAAACCAUUACUAUGUACAUAUUCAUAUGCUGAUAAUAGUCACAUUAUCGAAGGAAUUACAACUCUGAUUGGUCUUUAUGGCGGUUUAUUGAUCAUCUGUCGUUUAUUAGCGAUGAUUAUUGUCAAACCAUUUCGAUGUUUGUCAUCACGAGUAGUUCCAAUCGGUGAACAAGUUCAACCCCCAGCAUGA
This is a messenger RNA of Adineta ricciae, 615 nucleotides long. Lineage: Eukaryota; Metazoa; Rotifera; Eurotatoria; Adinetida; Adinetidae. The record is from the annotation of a GenBank genome assembly.